Messenger RNA from Pocillopora damicornis (cauliflower coral), 1007 nucleotides. RefSeq names its product metalloproteinase inhibitor 1. Gene Ontology annotation, biological process: negative regulation of endopeptidase activity; negative regulation of membrane protein ectodomain proteolysis. Lineage: Eukaryota; Metazoa; Cnidaria; Anthozoa; Scleractinia; Pocilloporidae. The record is from RefSeq and is a predicted model, not a curated record. Gene Ontology annotation, cellular component: extracellular matrix. Gene Ontology annotation, molecular function: metalloendopeptidase inhibitor activity; protease binding.
ACAUAAGGAUGGACUUAACUUGUUUCUGUCAGGCAGACGUGAUUCAUCAGCUGAAGUAACCACACUCUUACUGAACAUCAGCGGACUAGAGUCAGAGCAGAAAUUGUGAGCCAUGGAAGUUCAUGCAUGUCUCUUGGUGGUCUCAUACUUAUUGGCGUCCUGUCAUGCCGGCCUUAUUCAAAAGCCUGUGUUGGAGCAUCCUCAGCAGGUUUUUUGUAAAGCAGACUUUGUUAUACGUGCCGAUGUUGUGUCGGGACCUGAAACAGAUCCGGAAGGUCACUAUGAAGUUUUCAGCAUAAACAUCACGGAAGUCUUCAGAGGAUUGUCACGCGGACCUGCCCUGAACGCUACCAAACUUUACACUCCCGGUAAUAUGUCGACAGAGAGAGUGACUGGCCCUUAUGGGAUCAGAGCAGGCGCUGAGUACCUUUUGCACGGCGAAAUUUUGAAAGGUGUAGGAAUGUAUACGAGAUUCUCCUCAUUGCGGAAGGAGUGGAAUAAUGUGAUCCCACAAGAGAGAGAAAAAUUUCAGUAUUAUGAAGCCGGAUGUCGUCAAUGUCAGUUGAAACUGUGUGGUGAAACCGACCUAGAAUGUCAGAAAAAGUUGCCCGGAUGUGAGAUGAAGGCAAAUCAGUUAGCCCCCUGGCAGUUCUUGAAAUCGUUUUGCUGGCAUAGGUAUGAGCACUGUGAAGUGGAUGCAACUGGUGAGCAGUGUUACUGGAGGAAAACAGACGAACCGAAAGAAUGCGAGGAGAGCAAUCCUUCUUCCAUAAAUAGCUUUCAAGGCGUCGAGGCAUGAAAUAUGAGCAGAUGGGAAAAAAACUUGUACCUUCAAAUGAGACUUAAAAAUAAAAUAAAAAUACGAUAUUAUUCGGUGCUUAUAAAUUGCCAGUUCAAUGUAAACUUAGAUAUACCUUUCAUAGGAAUGAUGUUAAGUUGUAUCAAAUCGAUAUCUGUGAGAGCUGUAGACAUCAAAGUAAAUCAAUUAAAGCUUUUAAGACGAAGAA